GCGCCUGCGCAGUACGGCGGCGGCGUGGUCGGCCAUUGCGCGAGCGAGAGAACUCCAGCUCGCUAACCCAGCGUUCGGUAUACCUGGCGAGGCAAGAGCCGCGCCGUUUAAUGGAUCCGAGGAUCGCCUGGUUUCAGCCAGAGCAGCUCGGACCUGCCCACAAUUUGUGGGUGCACAUCUGGGAGACGACGCAAGGACUGCGGAGUCUGUGUUUGAACAACAACCACCCGGAGGGCAUGUCGGCCAGGGCCCAGGCCGAGCUCGUCGAGCAGCGAGACUUUCUACCGCUCGAGACCAACAACAACCGCAACCAAAGGCUGUCGGUGAGAGACGGCAUUGGCGCCCCGAACAAGAGGAAAAGAGAGAACAAGGCCAGCACCUUCGGAUUCAACUCAAGCAGCCAGCUGUUGUACGGAACUGAUACGGGUGGCGAGCAGCAAGACUUCACUGGGACUCCCUGGAAGAGCAGAAACUAUUCGGAAGGAGUGCUAGGGUUGCAUGAAGAAAUAAUUGACUUCUACAAGUACAUGUCCCCACGUCCUGAAGAAGAGAAAAUGCGGUUAGAAGUUGUGAAGAGAAUAGAAGGAGUCAUUCGUGAGCUUUGGCCAAAUGCUGAUGUUCAGAUAUUUGGAAGUUUCAGCACUGGCCUUUAUUUGCCAACAAGUGAUAUUGAUCUUGUCGUUUUUGGAAAAUGGGAGAAAUUGCCCCUGUGGACAUUGGAGGAGGCUCUGCGGAAGCACAAUAUAGCUGAUGAGAAUUCAGUUAAAGUCCUGGAUAAAGCUACGGUUCCUAUUAUCAAGCUUACAGAUUCUUACACAGAUGUCAAGGUUGACAUCAGCUUUAAUGUCCAAAAUGGGGUAAAAGCUGCAAAACUUAUUAAAGAUUUUAUACAGAAGUACCCAGUUCUUCCAUACCUUGUGUUGGUGCUGAAACAGUUUUUGUUACAAAGAGAUCUGAAUGAAGUCUUCACUGGUGGUAUUGGCUCUUAUAGUCUCUUCCUUAUGGCUGUCAGUUUCUUGCAGAUGCAUUAUAGAGAAGAUGCCACCUGCCCCAAAGCCAACAUUGGUGUUCUUUUAAUAGAGUUCUUUGAACUCUAUGGUAGACAAUUUAAUUACUUGAAAACUGGCAUUCGAAUAAAAGAUGGUGGUUCUUAUGUGUCCAAGGAUGAGGUGCAGAAGAGCAUGGUAGACGGGUAUAGGCCGUCAAUGUUGUAUAUUGAAGACCCCUUACAGCCCGGUAAUGACGUUGGAAGAAGUUCCUAUGGAGCCAUGCAGGUGAAGCAGGCCUUUGAUUAUGCGUACAUUGUCCUUAAUCAUGCUGUUUCUCCAAUUGCCAGAUGUUAUCCAAACACUGAAUCUGAAAGCAUUUUAGGACGCAUUAUAAGAGUAACCCAAGAAGUAGUAGAGUACCGGGACUGGAUUACUAAAACAUGGGGUUCACCAGUGCCGAGUGGUGCAGCACUUAAUGGUAAUGAUGUAACAUUGUUAGUUGAACCGCAGCAGCUUGACAAAUGCAACAACAAUGUCUCAGAAGAGCUAGUUACAGCAGGGCAGUCAAAAAGCAAACACUCCUCCAAUUCUUCCUCGGGUUUGCCUUCUUACUCAUCUUCCUCCACAAUGUCAAGCUCCAGUGAUGCUGACUCUGAUGGAACUCCCUGUAAAACACAGAAGCCUCUGGGUAGCAGACAUUCUAGUCUGAGCAGGGAUACUACAUCCAGUUCACAGACUUUGACAGGGAAGACCCAAGGCAGCUCUCAAGGCAUACCUAACAAUAAAUCACAGCACUCAAGACCAUUUCGUUCAUCAAUUAAAUACAUUCAGGAACAGCAAACGCUGAGCCACUCCAGCAUUCUAGCCAGCAACAAAUCUCACCAGCAGUACAACAGCAAGCGACGGAAACACAAACCUGAUGCUGCCUUGGAAGAGCUUUGCAGAUAGGGAAGGGUUAUAAUUAUACCUGACUUGUUGACUGCCUGUCCCCCAGCUGCUACAGGUCUCCUUAUAGUUCUUCUGUUGGACACCUAGUUCCAAGACUUUUAUAGAAGAGGAGGAUGAAAUAUUUGUCCACAUGCGUUCUUGGGUGUUUUUUUUUUAAACUGCAGCUUUGCACUGGAAGAAUGAAGGACUUCAGCAAAUGCUGCUUGUAUGUUAACUUGUUAUGCACCGAGGACCUAAACGGGCUGUAGACUGAAUGUAAUGUGUCGGUGCCUGCCUGGGUGUUAAAAACAAGGGGAAAAAAAAAAAAAAAUUUGCAGUCCGCAAGAAUAGGAAUAUAAUUUGUGCAUGAAGAUUUUAAUAUUUUUUGCAUAUUUACUGUUUUAUGUAUAUACAGAUUAUACAAAUGAUAUUUGUUUAUGAACUUCUAAUGAAAAGUUAAGGUGCACUUUCUCACAGUUAGGGAUGCCUGCAGGAUAGUUUCCAAGUUCACAGAAGCAGCUGGCUGUUGUGGCACAGUAUAAAAUGGUGCAGCUCAUCUCUAAGGUCACCUUAAAACUGUUCAGCCUUUGAGCUGACCAGCAGUCAUUCAGAAAAUGUUGUCAUACCUUAAACACCAUUUUUCUACUCAGGUGAGAAGAAUGAGCCCAUAAUCCUUCAUUUAUUUUUGUGUUUCAUUAAAAAACAAACAAAAAAAAAAAAAACAAAACAAAAAAAAAACACUAAAAAAUUAGAAACUAACAGCAGCCUAACAGUACAGAUGCUUGUAACCUUCGGGUUUUGUAAUAAUAGUAAUUCAUACGGUUCCUCUCUUCCAAAACUCAAAGCUCCACUUGCCUUUAAUAUCCAACUAUGCCAUAUCUGCAACUAAUGAUUAUGACCAAAUGUCAGUGAAAUGACAAUGGGUGCUGGCAGCAGAUGUACCAGUGCUGAUGGGAUUGCCUUUUCAUAAGCAUGCUGCCAAAGUGCUAUAGCACUUUUGAAAUAUGUUUGUAGACAGUUUGUGACCCUUACUGUUGAAGCUCCCUCCUUCAAACCUGGAUGCAAGAUACCACUUUAGUUUGUGCACUAAAAUCAAAUACGGCAAUACAGCCUUAUGAUUUUUCACUGCACUAAGACCAACUGCCUUUGUCCUUAGUGUGGUCAUCAGGCAAUCGAGUGUCAGCUUUUUCACUUGGUGCUCUUUUUCAGAGAAUGCAUUAGAGUGCCACCCCGUGUAACUGUCUCCUUGUGCCCAUUCUUUGUUUUGAUUUAGUUAUCUGGAGUUGACUGAAUACUUUUGUGCUGCUAUUAAGUUUAUAAGGAUUUCUGAAAUUUGUCACUGCAAAAUUGUAAAAUGAGUAUUUUAAAUUAAUUAAAUGGGUGCACAUGAAAAUUUUAUUCUUUUGAGAAAGCUUGGUAGCAUCUUGGCAGUACAAAACAAUUUUAGAA
Messenger RNA from Erpetoichthys calabaricus (reedfish), 3365 nucleotides. It is a transcript of the gene tent4b, whose product is annotated as terminal nucleotidyltransferase 4B. The record is from RefSeq and is a predicted model, not a curated record. Gene Ontology annotation, molecular function: poly(A) RNA polymerase activity; mRNA binding. Bases 111 to 1937 code for a protein of 608 amino acids. The transcript has 12 exons. Lineage: Eukaryota; Metazoa; Chordata; Cladistia; Polypteriformes; Polypteridae. Gene Ontology annotation, biological process: RNA 3'-end processing. Gene Ontology annotation, cellular component: nucleolus; TRAMP complex.